CGUUAACAAAAAACUAUACCUAACUGACCUUUAAGUUCAAAUAUAACAAGAUGAAUGUUUAACCCAUUUCUUAAGUGACUAUUUAGAUUCAUAAGAGCCCCCUAAAGAAAGCAGUCGGUUGAGAUGAACAUAUUGUUCUCUUGCUGGUACAGUGAGUGCAGUGUUUGACUUAUGUAACUCCAUCAUCUCUGAUUUGUUGCCAUUAUACACACAAACUGAAACGCAAUAAACAACAUUUUAUGAUAAACUUAAUUCUUUUUUGACACAUUGUUCAUACAGAGCUCAUAAAAAGUUUAUGUUGAAUUCAGUGAAACAAUGAAAAAGGAUAGCCUGCACUUCACUUAUUUUGUGUGCUCUCUAACACUAUUUUUCUUUUCCAGUUUAAAUUUUCAAGUAAGUUCUUUAUCUUUUUUUUUUUUUUUUGCAUCGCAGGACUACAUGAGCUGCAGCACAGCACUGUAAUGCACUGGAUGGGGUGGGGGAAAAGGAUGAGAGACUGUGUGUGUCAGUCAAUGAGCCCCUCCCACCUCCUGUAUAAAGGCUCCCUGUCUGGUGUGUAGGAGCUAUUAGCAGAGUGACACAGCUGCCUUACAGAACCAGUGGCAAUCUCAAGAAACCUGUGGAGUACUCUUUCACAACUGAAUCUACAAGAAGAGACUUUUCUUAUCAGCCUGAAAUAGCCAAGAAUUACAGGAGGCAAAAUGAAAUUGAUCUUCCAGUCCUUCCUCUAUUGCUGUCUGCUGGCGACAGUAGCACACUGUGUGGAACUUGAAGUGAAUCCGGAGUUGAAAAAAAGGCUCAGCAUAUGGCUAGGGAGCAGAUUGAGACGGGAUCUUGACAGCAUAUCAGUAGAGAAGACAGAAGAGUCGGAGCACUUUGUCAGACCAGAUGAUAUCAGGGAUACUUUGCUGCCACAUUCCAGCACUGACAUUAAUAUCCGAACCAAGAGGUCUAAAAACUCAUCCAACCAGUCAAGAGGACAAGGCUGUUCGCUGGGCACCUGCACAGUGCACGACCUGGCACACCGCCUGCACAUACUCAGUAACAAAAUGAAGAUCAGCAUGGCGCCUGUUGACAAGAUCAGCCCACAGGGAUACGGCCGGAGGCGUCGAUCUCUUCCAGCGCACAGAGUCACACUGAGGCUAGAGCAGGGCAGGCUGAGGCCCGCAUGGAGCGCAACUGACUCACAAGUUCACAAGCUGGAGGCUCUCCUCAGACGGACAUGAGCAGGACUUUGCAAGAGGAGCUGAGAACAAAAGCGAGGGAGUUGCUCAGAGUUAGUGUCCUCUCUGCUCUGUUCUAAAAUUCUCCACAUGCCUCAGACUCUGGCCAAGUACUCUCCAGCACAUUUUUUCCAGGCAUGAGGACUGAGUCAGAGCAAGAUUGGCUGCAGUGAGUUUCUCGAAAGGCUGAGCCGUGCAGCUCUGCGAUGUUGAGCGUGCAAACAACUGCAGCUGGCCUACAGACACUGGAUGGCACGGCGUGGGGCAAACAGGUGCUGCUCUCUGCUUGGUAGAGGGAAAGGAAGAGUGCUAAAACCUGGCCAAUAAGUGGACACAUCCUCUGGUUUAAAGAGGGAACACACUUCUAACAUUCUGGGACUUUACACAUUUCUUCCUCAAGGCCAAGACUUUGAUAAGUGCUAUCCUCUAAGGAUUAUACCACCAUGUUCCAAACUGUCAGUACUUGUCUGCACUUUUCCAUUUGGACUUAAAGUCAAAUGAAUCAUCAGGAAAAGACAUCUUCAUCACAAUGCCAAACAGGAAGAUACUCUACAGAGCUCUGAAGCUCUCAGUUUAUAUCAAGUUUUGGACACUGUAUAAGGGAAAAUGCCUUAGAUUCUGUGAGAUAUGUGCCAGUCCACAAUGGACUGAAAUAUACUUGAAAUUGUUAUUGUUUGUACAAAAACAUGUGCAAUCUAUAUUUGUUUUUAUUGCAGGUAUAUGUAUAUAUGAAUUCCUUUAUUUAAAUAUUAUAUAGAGGUUACAUUAAAGUACUUAUGCAGAUAGAACUAUUUUUGUACAGGAAGAAAUAUAUAUGGGCAUUGUAGCUAUUUGUCAUUAUUAUUUUGCAAACUGUGGUAAUAGGAUAUGUUUUAUAGGUAUAUUAUAUAUUUGUAAAUGUGCUCUAUUUUAUUUGUGUCAAAGCAAUAACAUUGUUAUUCAAUAAACAUUUUGCAUACAAAAUCUAAAUCUUGUCCAGACCUC
Acanthopagrus latus (yellowfin seabream) is the source of this 2207-nucleotide messenger RNA. It is a transcript of the gene adma, whose product is annotated as adrenomedullin a. The transcript is spliced from 4 exons. Gene Ontology annotation, cellular component: extracellular region. NCBI's taxonomy places the organism in Eukaryota, Metazoa, Chordata, Actinopteri, Spariformes, Sparidae. The record is from RefSeq and is a predicted model, not a curated record. Gene Ontology annotation, molecular function: hormone activity; adrenomedullin receptor binding. Bases 702 to 1226 code for a protein of 174 amino acids. Gene Ontology annotation, biological process: positive regulation of heart rate; adenylate cyclase-activating G protein-coupled receptor signaling pathway; adrenomedullin receptor signaling pathway.